Coregonus sp. 'balchen' is the source of this 22031-nucleotide messenger RNA. The record is from the annotation of a GenBank genome assembly. Lineage: Eukaryota; Metazoa; Chordata; Actinopteri; Salmoniformes; Salmonidae.
AUGCCGGCCAUUCUGGCCGCCUCUAAGAUGAAGUCGGGACUACCCAAACCGGUGCACAACGCCCUGCCCAUUCCUCAGAUACAGAAUCCUGCCAGGUCCAGGACCUCCAGCCCUCACAGGGCCAGCCACCUCAGACACAGCCCCCUGAAAGCCCUUCACCGGCAGGGAGAGGACCAGGGAAAGGGAGAGGGGACCCCCACUCCCACCAAAACCCUCUCAACCAGAGAGAGUGAAGACCGAGAGGACCCUCAGGUCAGAGCACUGUUCUUUUCAAUCUCAUCUUUGUUACGUACUAAGACUAAAGGAUGAAACCUGGAGUAAACUGGGAUAAAAUAUGGGAUCUCUGCACCUGUUCAGCAUGCGUAGUUGGAUAGUGAACACUAUCGGCAUUUGCAGCUGCUGUGUAUAUAGGAGAGAUGCAGGCUAAUGUGUCUAAGGCACAUAAUGAUGAAUGGCAUGUGUGUGUGGUCAGUAGUGUAAACAUAUGUCACAGGUUAAAGCAUUAGUCAAAUGUUGUUUGAGGCUACGGUAGUGAAGGGGAGGAGUUAAUACUCUAAUCAGAUGGUCAUUCAGCGAUGCAGAUAGGGAAUGACAACCCUUCCCUUAUCAGCCAUCUUCACUGUCACUACAAUGCAAGGAAGUGUUUGAAAUCUGCUGUAAGGCAUUCACUUCAAUGGAUAUCUAAUUCUCUUCGACAUACCUUAGUUACUUUCUCACAGGGAAAUUUGAAAGACUAAGGUAUUUCAGAAUACAACAGCAGGCUUUGGCCUCAUGGCAGUUGCGGGUAUUUAUAUAUAAAUAUAUAUAUAUAUAUAUAUAUACAUAUAUAUACACACUACUGUUCAAAAGUUUGGGGUCACUUAGAAAUGUCAUUAAAAAAAAUAAUAAAAAAAAGUCCAUUAAAAUAACAUCAAAUUCAUCAGAAAUACAGUGUAGAAAUUGUUGAUGUUGUAAAUGGCUAUUGUAGCUGGAAACGGCUGAUUUUUAAUGGAAUAUCUACAAAGGCGUACAGAGGCCCAUUAUCAGCAACCAUCAGUCCUGUGUUCCAAUGGCACGUUGUGUUUGCUAAUCCAAGUUUAUCAUUUUAAAAGGCUAAUUGAUCAUUAGAAAACCCUUUUGCAAUUAUGUUAGCACAGCUGAAAACUGUUGUGCUGAUUAAAGAAGCAAUACAAUUGGCCUUCUUGAGACUAGUUGAGUAUCUGGAGCAUCAGCAAUUGUGGGUUCGAUUACAGGCUAAAAAUGGCCAGAAACAAAUAACUUUCUUCUGAAACUCGUCAGUCUAUUCUUGUUCUGAGAAAUGAAGGCUAUUCCAUGCGAGGAAUUGCCGAGAAACUGAAGAUCUCAUACAACGCUGUGUACUACUCCCUUCACAGAACAGCGCAAAGUGGCUCUAACCAGAAUAGAAAGAGGAGUGGGAGGCCCUGGUGCACAACUGAGCAAGAGGACAAAUACAUUAGAGUGUCUAGUUUGAGAAACAGAUGCCUCACAGGUCCUCAACUGGCAGCUUCAUUAAAUAGUACCCGCAAAACACCAGUCUCAACAUCAACAGUGAAGAGGCGACUCCGGGAUGCUGACCUUCUAGGCAGAGUUGCAAAGAAAAAGCCAUAUCUCAGAUUGGCCCAUAAAAAGAAAAGGUUAAGAUGGGCAGUCUGAGAUAUGGCUUUUUCUUUGCAACUCUGCCUAGAAGGUCAGCGUCCCGGAGUCGCCUCUUCACUGUUGACGUUGAGACUGAUGUUUUGCGGGUACUAUUUAAUGAAGCUGCCAGUUGAGGACAUGGUUAGAGCCAGUUUGCGCUGUUCUGUGAAGGGAGUAGUACACAGCGUUGUAUGAGAUCUUCAGUUUCUCAGCAAUUUCUCGCAUGGAAUAGCCUUCAUUUCUCAGAACAAGAAUAGACUGACGAGUUUCAGAAGAAAGCUCUUUGUUUCUAGCCAUUUUGAGCCUGUAAUCGAACCCACAAUUGCUGAUACUCCAGAUACUCAACUAGUCUCAGGAAGGCCAGUUUUAUUGCUUCUUUAAUCAGCACAACAGUUUUCAGCUGUGCUAACAUAAUUGCAAAAGGGUUUUCUAAUGAUCAAUUAGCCUUUUAAAAUGAUGAACUUGAUUAGCAAACACAACGUGCCAUUGGAACACAGGACUGAUGGUUGCUGAUAAUGGGCCUCUGUACGCGUAUGUAGAUAUUCCAUUAAAAAUCAGCAGUUUCCAGCUACAAUAGCCAUUUACAACAUUAACAAUGUCUGCACUGUAUUUCUGAUCAAUUGUAUUUUAUUUUAAUGGGAAAAAAAUUGCUUUUCUUUCGAAAACAAGGACAUUUCUAAGUGACCCCAAACUUUUGAACGGUAGUGUAUAUACAGGAGGAGAGUAGAGAGAGAGAAGAGAAGAGAGCGAGAGAUAGAGAGAGAGAGAGAGAGAGAGGAAGAGAUAGAGAGAGAUAGAUAGAGAGGAGAGAAGAGAGAUAGCGGAGAGAGAGCGAGAGAUAGAGAUCUCGAGAUCUAUAGAGCGAUCCAGCUCUUCGUCUCAGAUAGAUAUAUAUCUGCUCGAUAUUCGCUAGCGCUAGAUAGAGAGACGCGAAGAGAGCGAGACCCCUGUUUUAUUUUUUAUGUUGGCCAGUGUGAAUGGCAGACAGAUGGGUUUUAAGAGCUCUACACACCUGGUCUGGCUGAUGUCUGCAACGUGCAGUGUGUAUGCCUUUAUAUUCAUACAUUUGUACAACUGUACAAAGAUUAUAGUUAAACUGAAAGCGACUAUAGAUUAUAGUCCAGGAGUGCCGGUCUUGUGUCUAUAUUGCUGGCCUGGCCAUGUAUAGCCUAUGUGUAGUUGGCCGAUCCCGUAGCCCGCUGUCCCAGGCAGGCAGGGAGCAGUAGCUGAUGUUUUGCUUCAUGUGGUGGGGAGGAUGAAAGAUUACUGUGUAGCCUAUCAUUACACAGUGAGAGUGAACAGCGGUCAGGGGGUUUCCUGCAGCGCUCUAUUUGGAGUGGCAGUACUGUGCUGUGCUGUGGCUCAGUGUGCUCCACACUGCAGCCCAGCCCAACUGCAGAGUUCAUGGAGCUGGGGGCCAGGGGGCCCACUGGAGAGGAAACGGGAACACACAAGCAUAGAAUCAUAUUGUAUUAUUUCAUAUUUCCUUUUUAUUUUGUUGGCGUACCCUAAUGGGGGACAUAUGGUGAAAGAAUAGAAAGGGUUGGUAAAUUAUGAAGAGUUAGCCAGUGUGGUAUUUUGUGGCGUAGAACUAUCCCACUGGGCACAGACGUCAAUUCAACAUCUGUUCCACGUUGGUUCCACGUCAUUUCAUUGAAAAUAACUUAUUUUGAAAUGAAAUGACGUGGAAACAACGUUGAUUCAACCAGUGUGUGCCCAGUGGGAUGGCUUUUGCAAUGAAGUUAAUGAUAUUGGACAUUUUCUAUUGGGAUGUGUUUGUGAAACUUUGGACAAGCAACUACCAGACCUCAGUCUUAAGGUCACAGAUAUUUUCUGACUGGAAGCACAAAAUGUUCAUAAUGAAUUCUGUAUGCACAGUGAACUAGACAAGAUGGGUGAUUCCUUGAGUCUCAGCAUAUCAGUGAAGAAGAUCACAGUGAUUCUUGCUGCUGAUUACCUGCACUCUCUACACCAAUGAGAAUACACACAGCUUCACUUCCAUCGAAAAAGUGAUUUAUCAGCUAAAUUGAUACAGUACAUGACAUUGAGUAUAGUGAAGAUAUCUGGUAGUUAUAUGCCACUCCACCACACCUGCUGCUGAUGGCAUGAGUAGUGAGAUUAGCAGGCCUACUGUGCGUGGGGUGGGUGUCUGCUACAUCUGGUUUGGUCCUACCAGGAAGAGAGAAUCCCUUUAAGGCACCACCACAGCCUUCUUCUGCAGUAAACACACAUCCAGCUGGCCUGCACGGACUUCCAGACAAACAUCACCACAUACAGUGUUCCAUACCACCAGGCUGGUUACGUGUUUUUUUAUGUGAGAAUUACAUCCACACCACCAAAGGUCUGAAGUGGUGCGUAAUGUGUAAGGCUUGGUUGGGUGGAGUAGUGCUCGAUUGCUCUCUGCAAUACUACAAAAAAAGCAGGAUCAAAUGCAGCCGAAUUCUGAAAGAGGUUUUUGUGUGUGUGUGUAUUUAUGUGUGUGCAUGCAUUUGUGUGUGUGUGUGUGUGUGUGUGUGUGUGUGUGUGUGUGUGUGUGUGUGUGUGUGUGUGUAGGACAUGAAUAAUGUAAUACAGUGGCCUUGAGGAAGGAAGAGGAGGAGGGGGAAACAGUAACAUGAUGUGUUAGAAUAGAUUACCUCUGGUCCACUGACACACAUGGGAUGCACUGGCUACACACACACACACACACACACACACACACACACACACACACACACCAACACUGCCCCCAAGUGUUGGCUUUUCCCACCUGGACAGGACAGGACAUAGAUGAGGGAGCUGGAGGACCAUAGUGUUUAGUCUAAUUUAGUUUCGUUUAUUUUGCACAAAUAGAGAGACAGUUUGUAACAGUUAAGAAAACAAAAAUGGUACAUGCAGGAGGGAAAAAAAACACAAAAGUGCUUGUCGAGUAGCCUCCCCCCUAAUGGUCAUAAAUCACACAGAUUCAGUAGUGUGGACAAACAAACUAAUUAUAAAAUAAAAACUAGAUGCGAAAGAGGUAAUUUAAAUGAAAUCUAAGCAGAAAGUCAAGCUACUGGGGAUGUAGAUCUGUGAUGGACAAUGACGGUGUUAAACAUGACUAAUGCUUACUAAUGGACACCCCAGCUGGAUAGUGGAAAAACAUUGAUAUAUGACUGAAGUUAACUGGCUUGCUGUUAGACAUGCCAGCUUUACUAUAUGUCCAGGUAUGACUUCAAACAGUGUCCAGUUAUGGGCUAUGUCCACUCUGUCUUUAGCCCAGCAACCAUCAUUUUGAAAAGCAAGUGAAAGUGUAUAUAAUUCGAUGUUAUAUCAAGAAUAUUCCAUGUGAUUACGUUCACACCGUCUGCCGCACUUUGUGGUAGGUGUUUCUUGGCUCACACAGCGUCCGUAUGCUGUGAGAUAUGAGAAAGAGGAUCUACACCAUAGAGAUAGAUAGAGGAACUCUAGUGCCCAAAAGCCAGUUUUAGCAUGGGCAGCACCAUUGAGGACUUUUGAAGUAGUCGACUGGGUGGGACUUCCUAUGGGUUAAGGAAGGAUCAUAUAAUUCCAUCCAGGUCAUCAGGAGGGAUCAGCCAAUUAAUUAUACUCGUGAGCAAACAUUUCUUAACUGCAGGUGGCAGUAAAUUGCCCACCUUGGCUUUAUACCUGUUCAAACAACACACUCCAGGUGGCAGUAUGCGCCCUUUCAGUAUGUUUGCCAACUCAUAGAAGUAGUAGAUGAAGAGAAUGUACUACUCACAGACACCAUAAUGGGACAGAUACAAUGAUGCAAUGUCUAAGUCUAUGAUCUACACACACCUUCUCUGUCUGGUUGGAUAGGUAACUUAAGCCCUGAGUUUUUUGUUUUCAGUGGUAGCUAGCUAUAGGAAUGCUAUUUUGCUAUUUUGGGGGGGGCAGGUAGCUUAGUGGUUAAGAGCGUUGUGCCAGUAACCGAAAGGUCGCUGGUUCUAAUCCCUGAGCCGACUAGGUGAAAAAUCUGUCGAUGUGCCCUUGAGCAAGGCACUUAACCCUAAUUGCUCCUGUAAGUCGCUCUGGAUAGGAGCGUCUGCUAAAUAAAUAUAAAUUUUUAAAAUACAUUCUAGGAUGAUAUAAAUGGAGUUCAAAUGGCUGUUCAAGUUCUUCACAUUAAAUUUCACAGUUUCUGAAAGCAAAGUGCAAAUUUGUAACUAUUUAUCUAUAUUGAGCUUCAUGAGCUACUUGCUUGGUUUGUGACUUUUCAUUGACCCCAUUGUGUUGUGUUUUGUUCCAUAGUGAAAGUCAUAGCUUUAUCUAGAGGUUUUUUAAUGCAAAUCCCCCAGAAACAGAUCAGCAAAACACCAUGCAGGAAAACAGAAUAGCAACCUGUGUUGUGCUCUCAGCUGUUUUGUAAUCUCUUUAUAGUACCUUGAAAGGUGUACAUUUCUUAAAACCAUCUUUCUCUGCCAGUUUACUUUCUGUGGUCCACAUUAAGCACUCUACCUACCCUAGGUCACCUGUUCAGAUUUUCUGCCCGAUUUGUGCUCUUUCUUCAUCUGUUUCACUUUAAUGUCAGAUUACCCGUCUGGUGCCUCCCCCUUAACCCCCUGAUAACUCCCCUUAACCCCAUUGUGAUGUACUUAACACCCUGAUUCUCAUAGAGUGAAGACUCUCUGUGGAUCUGUAUUGUCUAGCUACAGUAUAAGCAUAAUAAUCUCAUAAACAGUUUGGGGCAAACAGUGUAGACUAUUUUCCGUCAGAUCAGACAGAUUAAAAAAAUUACUGAGAUGUUAAAAUGCAGCAGCAGUAAACUUCAAAUUAGGAGCAAAGCUCCUCAGAUUACAGACACCACACUCCGGUGCUCUCAGCCAGUGAGUUUCUGUCUUAAUAAGUGAUGUCAUGUUUCCUACUCUUUGAAAGACAUGAUUUCUCACUCCCAGAGCAAAACUUACAUUGUGCUCAGUGGCCUGAUUUCUGGAGGAAUGUGAGUAUCACGCCUUGGAAAGCGAGUGUGUUCUGAAAGGUAUUUGAAAGGUGUUAUCUACAGGCUAUUGCGUUGCCUAUAUUAACUAGUAAUGGUCUGUGAUUAUGUGAAUUGAUUGUGUUUCUAAUAUGUCAAUUGUAUUUCUAUGUGUUUUGUUGUUGGGCAGAUUUACACCGACUGGGCCAACCAUUACCUGGUGAAGUCGGGCCGUAAGCGACUGAUAAAGGACUUGCAGCAGGAUGUUACAGACGGAGUGCUACUGGCUGAGAUCAUACAGGUUGUCGGUAAGGACUUCCCUGGCAUUUUAUACUCUAUUGGUAACUUUUUUUAAAUCAGCAGAUCAAUUGGAAUUAUCUCUAUUUUCUGCUUCCAUGUAAUCAUUAUGCGUUUUGUAUUGGCUUUCCAUUGCAAUGCAAUGACAAGAACAAACUUGUGUUUUUUACAUGGUUAUCAUAUUAUAUAGCCUAAUAUCAGUAUGAUAUGAUUAGUAUGAUAUGUCACAGUGCCUCUCUCUUCUCUGGCCUCCAACUCAGUGGCCUCUAUGGUCUUUAUUGUGGAGAGGUUAGGCGGGAUCUUUAGGUUAGGAGGGUCUUUAAAAUCAGCAACUUGAGAUUCCAGCUCUGCUUUUAGCCUCCCAUAGUGGAUGAGAGGUUGAGCAGUGAAACCUGUCAUUAUUUCCUGUGUGUCUACACUGUACAUUAUAUUUAAGUGGGGUGAAUAGAGGGAAUGGGGUUAGUGAAAGCUAAAUGAGGAUCGUAGUGGUGGUAUUUGACUGAGACGGCAUCAGGUGCAAAACCCGGCUGCUUCCCAUGGUUAGGGUAAAUUAUUACUGCUUUUGGAUAGAUACUGUAUGAGCGUCUUCAAUGUGACUUGUCAUUGUGCAGGGAAAGUCCCUAGAAGGAUGAGUUACUUUCAUCAUUAAACAACCUCUUUCCUUUCUCUCUCUCUUUUCAUCUUUCAUUUCUAGCGAAUGAGAAGAUAGAAGACAUAAAUGGCUACCCAAAGAGCCAGACUCAGAUGGUGAGUGUUGUGUUUAUUCUAUAACAUAAGGGAACCAAUCCUCCAGCCCCUAAAACAGGGAUACCAGGGAGGCUUAAGCCUUACAAUACUUCAUAGUAUGGAUAAUGAGUUAUCGCAUGUGUGAUUAUUGUGCAAACACAACCGGAUGAUCCUUCCCAAAUCUGAAAUCCUGACGCUGAGUGAAAACCCUUGGUAGCAUCUGCUUCUUUCCUCACUGUUUCCUGUAAGAGAAUGGUCAGGCAUUUCUAGUGAUGCCCUACUGACACAGUAGGGAGGCUGUGGGGAGGCAUUAAAUAGACUGGUGUCCCACUGACACCCAAACAACCUCCCUUGCCUAUUUGGGAUUGAACCAGUCUUGUCUGUGCCCACAUACCUAUCCAUGGAUCCAUGGGUUAAACAUCCGUUCACCUCAUUAUUGUUGUUAUCACGCUCGACACAGUAGCCUCUAUUUUGUUUGUAUGAUAAUCCAAGAUAGUUAGUUUAAAGGCCCAGUGUAGUCAAAAACGUGAUUUUCUUGUGUUUUAUAUAUAUUUCCACACUUUGAGGUUGGAAUAAUACUGUGAAAUUGUGAACAUUUUAAUAAUGCCCUUUUAGUGUAAGAGUUUUGGUGGGAUGGAGUUUUAGCCUGCCGGGAGACAUCACAAGGCGGUAAAUUAGUUAAUAGACCAAUAAGAAAGAGAGUUCCAAACGUCUCUUCCAAUAACAGCUAGUUUUCAGUUUUCCCGCCCAUACUCAGACCACUCCAGGCAGUCCUAGCAAAAUUCUUGCUUGAGAAAUUGCUCUUUGCUAAAAAGCUACUUUUGUUUAUUUUUUGACUAUUUUCAUUGAAAACUAUCAUAGUAAGGUACUCAAUUGUUACCCAGAAAUGACUUGAUGUUAAGAUAAAAACGGCUGUAUUGGACCUUUAAUAUUAUUAGAUAUAUCUCCCUUGCUUACAAUUUUGCAGCUUAUUCUUUUUCUCUGACCUUAUUUCACUCCUACAAGCUGUCUGUCACUUGGACCACCUCCCUCAGUCUAAUAUAUCUAGUUCUCCUCUCCUCUCACUCUAGCUGACUCACCCUGGCUCACCCACCAUCACCACCUCCCUCAGUCUAAUAUAUCUAGUUCUCCUCUCCUCUCACUCUAGCUGACUCACCCUGGCUCACCCACCAUCACCACCUCCCUCAGUCUAAUAUAUCUAGUUCUCCUCUCCUCUCACUCUAGCUGACUCACCCUGGCUCACCCACCAUCACCACCUCCCUCAGUCUAAUAUAUCUAGCUCUCCUCUCCUCUCCUCUCACUCUAGCUGACUCACCCUGGCUCACCCACCAUCACCACCUCCCUCAGUCUAAUAUAUCUAGCUCUCCUCUCCUCUCCUCUCCUCUCCUCUCACUCUAGCUGACUCACCCUGGCUCACCCACCAUCACCACCUCCCUAACACAUUGAAUGACAGACCCCAUUUUUAUACAAUCGUUUUUCUCUUGCGGGCCAGAAAUUGGGAAAAUAUUAUUGAAAUAAUGAGUAGCUCUAUGAAUGGAAGUCUUUCAGUAAGCCAUGCUCCCUCAAAAUGAACUUCCUGGAGUUUAGCGUAAUGGGUGGGAAACAGUUUAGAUUUUAUCAGAAACACAUUGCUUUAGUUGUUGGGAAACUUCCCUGCUGUUACUAAUGGGUGAUUGUGAAUUGCAUGAAAAGAUCUGUGGUAAGGUCUGAAUUAAGAGAGGUUAAUGAUUUAAUUGCAUCCUGUAUGCUAGUCUAGUUCUACUUCUGUACUACUAUGUUUGAACUAUUUGAAGGAUGGUUUCUGCUUGUGGAUUAUACAGUAUUAUUUCAGCUUCCAUCAUUAGUGGUUGGUUAUAAUCCAUGGAGGACCAUAUGGUUCUAAAUUUGACUGAGAUUUUCCUACAUCUCAGACAAACAUUAAACCUAAUGUUACAUUAUCAUUGUAUGGGGAAUUUUUGCUAAUGUAUUACUCUGCUCUAUCUGUACUGACAAAGUACCAUGCCCUGACUCCUCUCUCCUCUCCCCCAGAUUGAGAACAUCGAUACCUGCCUAGGAUUCCUGGCAGCUAAAGGGGUGAACAUCCAGGGACUCUGUGCAGAAGGUACGUCAAACUGCCACUAUCUACCAGACACUCUCCCUCAUAUCGACUUUUCAUCUAGAGCAUCUAAUGAAUAACUCCAUGUUAGAUCCGACUGUGAAGAGGAAACGAUACCAAAGAUGCCAACCUCUCUGUCUCUCCACCUAUUGCAGAGAUCCGUAAUGGGAACCUGAAGACCAUCCUGGGCCUGUUCUUCAGCUUGUCCCGCUACAAGCAGCAGCAGCAGAAGGUGUUGAAGCAGCAGGCCUCUCAUCACCCAGAGCACAGCACCCAGCCUGGACAUACUUCCCAUGGGUCACCAACCCCCGCUCACACCCACACCCAUCAUACCCACAGCUCCACUGCACCAGCACACAAAGCAGCAUCAGAUAUGCUGUCCAGGUACAGUACCUUGUAACAACCCAACCUCCAGUUUCAACCCAUGGCAAGGUUGUUUACAUCAUCCAUUCGAAUUGUGUGUAGUCUCAUCUUCUGCGGUUUCCAUGCCAUUGGGUAGCAGGCCAUCUUCAUUCCACGUCUAUGAAUCUCUUUGCUUUCCAUUACUUAGUAUCUAUGAUCCUCUUGAUCUCAUUCAGUCUGUUUUCAGAUCUCUGUCUACUCUAAUAUUCUUUCUACCCAUCUUUUUCUCCUCCUUGCAGUCUAUCAUCCAAGGCUUCUUCCACUCAGAGUAAAGGGCUAAAGCUCUCUGUGGCUCAGAGAAAGUCUUCUAGGUCAGCUGUCAUCUAUCUCACUCUCCCCCCCCACACUCUCUCUCUCUCUCUCUCCCCCAAAGACACUGCAUGCUGCAAUCCACUCACACUGUAGAUACACCGUGUAUUGUGUUUGAAAAGCUGUUCCCUCCCAAUUCUCCCAACUCAUUUCAGGUUGUCUUGUAGUACGUUAGACUACUUUUGAUGUAUUAACACUUGCUUCCUGGUGUGUUUGCUGUGUGCAUGGUUUAGUAGACUGGAAGUGCUUUUCAACUUGUCCUUAAAAAAAAGUAUUCUGUUUUACUGUAUGUGAGUAUGUGCAGUAGCUUUUGAUGAGUUAGAAAAUGCUUAGCAUAAGGUUAUGCAAUAGCAACACCUAAUGGAAUAACUGUGCAACCACAUGCAUCUUUCUUGAGCUCUUGUCCAUAGAUCGUCCAUUCAAGUACUCACAAAAUGUUUAAUACACUCCUUAAGAAAGUUAUUUAGACUGAUUUGAGGAAUAUUAUUUCAUCCUCUUUAGGAGAUGAUCAUUUAUGUUUAUUGAACCUGUAACCUUUUCCCUGUGGCCCACAGACUGCCAGCUCCCACCAUGCGGGUCUCUGCCCCAGGCAGCGAGGGGAAGCACCGCGGGGCCUCCAACGGCAACCGCCGCAGCCAGAGCUUCAACCACUACGACAAGCCCAAGCCCUCCAGCAGUGAUAGAGGUGAGUUACAGUACAUGAGGAUGUAGGCCUGUGCUUUUAGAGCCGAACCACUUUGGGGACACCCAUUUUAUAAAUCAAUAUGUGGUCGUCCAGGGCAACAACAAAGAAAAAGAUCUAAACAUAUCUGGAUUCGGAGCAAUCUUGUCUAUCAUACAGCCAUUAGUUGUGUGUUGUUAGCUGGUUGUAGCUAGAGUAGAGCUGCGGGUUAAAGUCCUCUUCAUUAGAAGAAUGGUGUGGGAAACAGCUGUCUGCUGGGAGAGGACCAUUUAUCCACUACUGUGUGACUGAACUGUCAACAGUCACACCAUUAGAGGUGCAUUAACAGACUGGACCACAGGGAGUUGAGACGGCAUGGUUUCCCAGAGCCGGAACACACACAGACACACACAUAAAUAGCUAACCACGUAGACAGUUAUCCUAAAACACACACACAGACACAUGGACAGAUAACCUAUGUAUACAUGGUUUCUAUCUUUACAUGUUCUCUGCUGUUAGAGGAGCAGGUAAUGAUUUAACAACAUGGGUGCCCCUCAAGCUGAACUUGUGGCGUAGAGGCUCCUCUGUGGAUCGUUUGAGGUAAAAUGUUACACAAAAUUAAAGAUGUGAAUUAUGUAGGUGUAAUUUUACAUUAGGUCUUAGGUUUAGGUUUGAGGUUUAUUUGUAAGCGUAUGCUUUACAGAUAACCUUUAAGCCAUUGACAUUUCUGUUUGUGAAGUAAACAGCUAUUUCUGCACUCCAACACCUAUAAUUUCGUCUGGCUUGCUACCUCUUAUUUUAAUGAUGUGAGUAUUGCAAAGUGCUACAUUUGACAUAACAAAUGUUUGUUUUUUUUCUGUUUUUUUCUUCCUUUAAAAAAAUAUAUUUACAUUUACAUUUACAUUUUCGUCAUUUAGCAGACACUCUUAUCCAGAGCGACUUACAAUCCUUUAUUACUUUCCAACCCCACCACCCCUUCCCUAAUUGGAGUAAACUAGUGAACAACAAUGCUUAGGCCUCUACUUCCAGCUUAUACAUACUAUAUACAUUUUAUGGACACAGUCAAUUUUACAAUAAUUCUAUUUUGUUUGUUUUUACUCCUGAACUUCCUCUACCCACCUCGAUCAUUUUCAUGAUGUGCAUCCGGUUUGCUUCUAUAUGCCAUAUCUUUCUAACUGUGCUCUUUCACAAAGCUCUCAACCUAUAACCUAUAUACUUAUUAUGGACACAGUAUGCUUACAUUAUUAGUUAUCUUGUUGUUAUUAGUUGUUGUUAGUUGUUAUUAGUCCCAUCCAGUUUGCUUUAUUUUUAUAAUAUAUUACAUUUGAUCUUUCUUGAAUAAGUUUCUCCAUUUCUUUUUGUUUUUCCUCUAAUUUAUUCAUAACAAAUGUGUUACUUCCUCUCCUUUCUGAAGGCUAUAUUUACUGUUUAUUCCUGCCUGUGUGUUUGAUUAUAUUGUGGUGGACAUCACGUCACACCAUGGCUUUACAAUCGUAGUGGUGUAAAUAAAUCUGUCUGAAAAGAUGGCCUUGUUUGACGUAAAAUUAUACGUCUUAUAAUGUAUCCUCACUGUAAGGCUAAGUCCUAGAUUGAUAGAUUGAGUCCUCAAUGGUAUGAAGCCAGUCAGGCGUUACUCCCCCAGUACUCUGAUGUAUGUUAGUGAGAGCAGAGCAGAGCCGAGCAGAGCAGUGUGACAGUGGGAGUUAACUCUCUGGCCGGGCUGGGCCUGGAGAACCUAGUCUACAGUCUACUGAAGCCAACCUGUGGUAAGCUGCUGCUGCUGCUGUGUGAUGAGGCGUUCACUGUGCAUUGAUUGAGCCCUAAUUAGUGUACUUGUGGUAAAGAGAGGGAGGGAUAGAGACAGGGAGGGAGGGAUAGCGAGGGAACGAGAGACAAACAGAGAGGAAAGGGUAGAGAGGGGUAAAGAUAGGCAGUGAGGGAGAGAGUGGGACAGGGAGUCUCGUUAAAGUGAGUCUUGUAAAUAGAAAUAGAGAUAUUGUAGAGAGAGAGAGAUAUUGUGGAGAGAGAGAGAUAUUGUAGAGAGAGAGAGAUAUUGUAGAGAGAGAGGUAUUGUAGAGAGAGAGAGAUAUUGUAGAGAGAGAGAGAUAUUGUAGAGAGGAGAGAUAUUGUAGAGAGAGAGGAUAUUGUGGAGAGAGAGAGAUAUUGUGGAGAGAGAGAGAUAUUGUGGAGAGAGAGAGAUAUUGUGGAGAGAGAGAGAUAUUGUAGAGAGAGAGAGAUAUUGUAGAGAGAGAGAGAUAUUGUAGAGAGAGAGAGAUAUUGUAGAGAGAGAGAGAUAUUGUAGAGAGAGAUAGAUAUUGUAGAGAGAGAGAGAUAUUUUAGAGAGAGAGAGAGAUAUUGUAGAGAGAGAGAGAUAUUGUAGAGAGAGAGAUAGCCUCUUAGCUUGUUAAGUGUAGAUCUCUGGUAGAAAGGACAUAGUGAGAGUUUUACGGAAAUCAGAAAUGGUUAGUGUUCACUUCUUGGAGAGGAUAGAAGCAUGAUUGGAACUAUACAAUGACCACUGUCAUUCUUGACCUGUCAAUCAAGGAUCAUCUGAGAGGGUGAGUGUCUCUGAGUGACCAUCCCAUGGUGGUUGCCCAGCAAUGACGUCAUUGGUAUUGCCAUGCCAGGUACCAGUUCUGUUGUAGUGGCGUUUUCAGUCUGGGGGGAUACAGGAUAAUGCUAGUGAAACAGUCAAAGUUAGAGCUUGGCUGUAGGUUGUUUAUGUGUCUGUCUGUCCUCGACAAAAUGUGUAUUGUAUUGCAGUCAAUAGGAGAUUUGAUUUGUUGAAGUUAGUGUGGUUCCUCUCCGCUAGAACAGGACUGGAUGAUUAGCCCGGAUGGUGUUUCAUUUGUGUUUAUACAUGUGAAGGAACUUUCACUUUUUACGUCAUUUAGCAGACGCUCUUAUCUAGAGUGACUUACAUUAGUGAGUGCAUACAUUUUCAUACUAGUCCCCCGUGGGAAUCAAACCCACAACCCUGGCAUUGCAAGCACCAUGCUCUACCAACUGAGCUACACGGGACUACCAGUGUCUAAAGAACCAGAGCAGACUCUCUAACUCACUUAAACAUGCACAAUGUAGAUGUAUUUCCUUAGGCAGUGAAUGGAGACAUGAUGACUACAAUGAAUUCACCAUAUUCUGUAUACAAAAUCUUGUUCACCUCAAUUCUGUCAUACUAUAUGAUGUGAAUGGUUGUAAAUACACAGUUAUCCAAUGUUUUUCUAGUUACACCAGGUAGAUCAGAACACUUGUAUGUAGCCGCGAGUGACUGAGGUGAAAUGAAAUUCUCAUGAACGUUAAAGGGUUCCACAUAAACACUGUGAGCCUGUCUAGUAAUUGAGAAUGUUAACAGUUUCUCACUGCACUUCACUGUUAGACAGACCCUGGAACAGCUGCCUGGCUGGGAUGCUGUAAGCACACCAUUACACGGCACAGAGAAGUAUGUGGAGCGUCUGAAGCUACUGAGUAUAUGGUGUAACUAACUGGGUGUUGAGUGUCUCUGGAGAUUUGACCUGUAAACCAGAGCCUAGUGGUGGACACAGAGGCCAGGACACCUGCUGGGUAUCCCAGGGAUAUGUCAGGAUCAUGAGUAAGUGUCAGUGGAUGAGGCAGAUCACAUUUGUUGGGGAAGAAUAAACACUUUUUGGUGUUGAGUUGCGCAUAAGGAUUUGUUGGAGACUGUUAUCAUACAAUAGAACCUGGUGAGUAACACUUCUGAUAAAUGUUGCACUUAAAACACCCUACUUUCUAGCCAGGGUUAUGAAUAUAUACAGAUAUGUUGUGAAUUAUUGCAGAACUUAACAAGUGAGCCUGAUAACAAAUCAAGUCGAUGCUGCCUCUGAGGUCUAAAAACGACAUACACUGGGUGUACAAAACAUUAAGAACACCUUCCUAAUAUUGAGUUGAACCCCCAUAUUGCCCUCAGAACAGCCUCAAUUCGUCGGGGCAUGGACUCUACAAGGUGUCGAAAGCGUUCCACCGGGAUGCUGGCCCAUGUUGACGCCACUGUUGUGUCAAGAUGGCUGGAUGUCCUUUGGGUGUUGGACCAUUCUUGAUACACACAGGAAACUGUUGAGUGUGAAAAACCAAGCAGCGCUGCAGUUCUUGACACAAACCAUUGCGCCUAGCACCUACUAUCAUACCCCAUUCAAAGGCACUUCAAUCUUUUGUCUUGCCCAUUCACUCUCUGAAUGGCACACAUACACAAUGCAUGUCUCAAUUGUCUCAAGACUUUAAAAUCCUUCUUUAACUGGUCUCCUCCCCUUCAUCUACACUGAUUGAAGUGGAUUUAACAUCAAUAAGGGACAUCAAUAAGGAAUCAUAGUUUUCACCUGGAUUCACCUGGUCAGUCUAUGUCAUGGAAAGAACAGCUGUUCUUAAUGUUUUGUACACUCAGUGUAUAAGCUAAGUGAAUUGAGCUAUGUAUGUGUGCAAUUACUGUAUGUAUGUGUUACAAAACUCAACAUUGUUAGAGCGUUAUUUGUGAGCUGAGGUGUGUGUGUGACAGUUGUAUAUGGUCACUGGUGUUGAGUUGGCAAGAACAGACAGGCUUUCAUGAUUGACUCUCCCUCCCAGGUACUCUGCAUAGCUUGCUCUCUAAACUGUACACCACCCGUCGCUGAUGUUUGGGUUUGAAAUGUAAACGUCUGCUAGCUGUGGCAGUACAUUUUUGCUUACAUUAUACACCUCCCCUCAGGCAUAGUAAAAGGACAGGUAUGUGGCUGGGCUUACUCUGAAAGUGUGCCUACUUAGAGUGGAUUAACAUCUGAAACUGGUUUCCCUACUAGUUGUUGCCCAUGUAGACUACUGGACUUAGAGGUAGGUCAGAUAUGCUUAAAGAAUAUUAAUAACAAUAGAUUUUCCUGCUAAUUGAUAAUUAAAUAUCUGCAUGUUAAAGAUUGCUGGUGUACUCUAAAUUAUACUGAGAAAUAUGUCUUUUUUGGUUCAGAACUGUUUGCAAUUAAUAUUUAGAUAAUUUUGCACUGCAAUUUUGGAGUGUAUUUCAUGACUGUUAUACCAAAUUGUAGAUAGAGUAUGUGUUUACUCAGCAUGUAAUUCACAGAGUAAUAAUUUUGUAUUGCAUUAGAUCAGUAUUGUGUGAAGCCCAGUGUAGCCAUGGAGGCCAGUGUGAGUGACUGACUGACUGACAGACUGACUGACUCAGCAGAGAGUUCAUCCCAGGUGAGAACGACUGCCCCCUUUCAUUGAAGCCACGGAGGUUCAAGGCUGAUCGUGGUACUGCAGGCAGGCAGGCAGGCAGAAAACAGGAUCCCCCAUUAUAGUGAAUGGAAAAAUUGCAAUCUUCGUGAUCAAUCUUCGUGGUCAAUCUUCAUGGUCAAUGUUUAGAAGACAAUCAUGGUACCAAUAAUUGCUUCUAAUACACCAGAUCUAUGUCCUUGAACCAAUUUAUACAAAAAUUGCACACAGAAGACGUUAUAAGGAUAAUUUAGUUUCUAAUGGCAGCCUGCAGUACUCCGGUCGGCCUUCAACUUGAGUUACUCAAUGAGAAGGGGCAGCACUGAGCUACCCUGCAACGUUACCUCCUGGAGUAGCUCGAACUGCGCAUGUUAUGUCUCCAUGAGAUGCCAUCUUAACCGACUUAAUUUGGCUUCAAUGCGCUACUGAGUCUUCAUAUAGGAAUGAAUGGUGUCACGUGAUCGAUGGCUUUGUCAGGGAUGGUCCAUCCCUUAUCCCAACUACAGCUAUUCAAUGAGAGAUCUUUAUCUACAGCAGACACUCUGUCCUCCCUCAUCUCUCCCUGCCUCUGUUUGUGUAUCUCCACAGAGAGAAGCUCCACGGCCUCUCCCAUCAUGACUGAUCACGGUCUGUCUCCAGGGCCCGUCAAUGGCUACUCUUCUUCCUCCUCUUCCUCCUCCAUCCCCCAGCCCAAUGCAGGCAACAACAGCAAGCCCUGGAGGAGUAAGUCCCUGAACGCCAAGCACAGCGCCACCUCCUCCAUGCUGUCCGUCAAGCAGGACCCUCCCACCAGGCAGCCCGUGGCCCCGCCCCUAGAUGUCCCCCCUAAAGUCAUUGCCCAGAAGUCCAUGCUGGAGAAACUCAAGAUUUUCAACAGCAAAGGAGCCUCCAAGGCAGCUGGAGUCCUGACUGACAGUCCGACGAGGCAGGAAACCAUGGCGAUGGAGGUGCACCCCACCAGCGUGGACCCCCUGGAAGAGGCAGAGGGGAACUCCCGGCCCCCCAGCGCCAUGGCGACCAGCCCCAAACUGGCUCUGAAGGGCAUUGCCCAGCGCACUUUCAGCCGGGCUCUCACCCCCAGGAAGAGCUCUCUGAAGACUGGGGAGAAGGAGAAAGACAAGGCCAGGUCCAAGGAGAGAGACAAGGCCCGGGAGGAAGGCUCCAAGUGGGGGUCAGUCACAGAGCAGGAGGUACCCAGGGACGACACCAGGCAGGAGGGAGUAGGUACAGACGCAGGAGAGCCCAAGAGGAAUGCUAAGAUCACCAGCUUCAUCCCAAAAGGAGGCAAGGCUGGCAGUGGCAAAAAGGAGAGCUCAGCCUCAGCAGCACACAGUGGAAUACCAAAGCCAGGGUCCAAGGCAGGUAAGACCUCAGGGGCGCCCUCUUCUGGUCGAGAUGGAGAGAGGCCCCGCAGUUUGAGGGCCGGUGGGGGUGGUGGUCUCUCGGUGCACAAGGGCCAGCUGGACAACAGAAACUCCAGCCUGGCCCCCUCUGAAGGGAGGUCUCACCAUCACCACACCAACGGAGUACCCCCAGUCGCUACCACAGCCAGCAAUACCAUCAGUGUCCAGCUUCCUCAUCCUCAGCAGCAAUACAACCACCCCAACACUGCUACUGUUGCACCAUUCAUGUACAGGUACUAUGCCUACUUUGAUGUACAGAAUUUUAGCUUUCAUAGUUUGAUAGUAGGAAUAUACCACAAUGUCAAACAUUUUAUACAUACCACAUGACAAACCUUUUUACCGAUUGUCAGGAAUCUGUAUAAGCUUCAAUUAUAGUCAAUGAUUAAUUGGAGAGGACCGAGCUACAUAUACUCACUGGCAACUGUUUACUCCUGAUGGAGUGCAGAGGUAGAGAGAGGCACAGAGAGGUAGACUGAGAGAGGGCUAUGUGACAUCUCUCCUCCUUGUCUUGUUGUUGCUGUCUUGUCCUGUAGGUCUCAGCCAGAUGUGACCAGAGCAGACAUGAUGAUGGAGGCAGCAGGGUCAAUGGAGGGUCACAGAGAGACUGCAGCCUACAGCAAAUCAGCACACAACUCCCUGGAUGACCUCACAGGUAAGACUGGCUCACUAUGAUGUACAGUAUAUGUGUAGCUGAACCUCACAACGUCUGUUCACUGGUUAAAUCUCAUAUCUUUCCAAGCAUACUAGAGAUAAUUUGUGAUUGCUGAGUGGUUAUUCAAGAGAUUCCCGCCACACUGUACAUGUAGAUUGAAACAGGGCAUUUACAUACUGUGCUUUGAGACUUCAAUUUCCGUAUCGGUUUUUCUUUGGGCUUUUUUUUACUGUUCUGGUAAAAGACAGUAGUUAAGAAGAUGAGAGUAUUGUGAACUACAAAUUUCAAAUCAAAUCAAAAUCAAAAUCCUUUUUUUUUGUCACAUGCGCCUCACCUUACCGUGAAAUGCUUACUUACAAGCCCUUAAACAACAAUGCAGUUUUAAGAAAAUAAGAGUUACAAAAAUAUUUACUAAAUAAACUAAAGUAAAAAAAGUAACACAAUAAAAUAACAAUAACGAGACUAUACAGGGCCUUCGGAAAGUAUUCGCACCCCUUGACUUUAUACAGCCUUAUUCUAAAAUGGAUUAAAAUCCUCAGCAAUCUACACACAAUACCCCAUAAUGACAAAGCGAAAACAGGUUUUUAUAAAUGUAUAAAAAAAUAAAAUAAAAAUACCUUAUUAAUAUAAGAAUUCUGACCCUUUGCUAUGAGACUCGAAAUUGAGCUCAGGGGCAUCCUGUUUCCAUUGAUUAUCCUUGAUGUUUCUACAACUUCAUUGGAGUCCACCUGUGGUAAAUUCAAUUGAUUGGACAUGAUUUUGAAAGGCACACACCUGUCUAUAUAAGGUCCCACAGUUGACAGUGCAUGUCAGAGCAAAAACCAAGCCAUGAGGUCGAAGUAAUUGUCAUUAGAGCUUCGAGACAGGAUUGUGUCGAGGCACAGAUCUGGGGAAGGGUACCAACAAAUUUCAAUGCAAAUAGUCCGGGUAGCCAUUUGAUUAAUUGCUCAGCAGACUUAUAGCUUGGGGGUAGAAGCUGUGAAAAAGCCUUUUGGACCUAGACUUGGUGCUCCAGUACAGCUUGCCGUGCGGUAGCAGAGAGAACAGUCUAUGACUUGGGUGGCUGGAGUCUUUGACAAUUUCUAGGGCCUUCCUCUGACACCCUCUAGUAUAGAGGUCCUGGAUGGCAGGAAGCUUGGCCCCAGUGAUGUACUGGGCCAUUUGCACUACCCUCUGUAGCGCCUUAUGGUCGGAUGCCGAGCAGUUCCCAUACCAGGCGGUGAUGCAACUGGUCAGGAUGCUCUCGAUGGUGCAGUUGUAUAACUUUUUGAGGAUCUGGGGACCCAUGCCAAAUCUUUUCAGUCUCCUGAGGGGGAAUAGGCGUUGUUGUGCCCUUUUCAAUGACUGUCUUCAUGUGUUUGGACCAUGAUAGUUUGUUGGUGAUGUGGACACCAAGGAACUUGAACCUCUUGACCCACUUCACUACAGACCCAUCGAUGUGAAUGGGGGUGUGUUCGGCCCUACUUUUCCUAUAGUCCACGAUCAGCUCCUUUGUCUUGCUCACGUUGAGGGAGAGGUUGUUGUCCUGGCACCACAAUGCCAGGUCUCUGACCUUCUCCGAUAUAGGCUGUCUCAUCGUUGUCGGUGAUCAGGCCUACCACCGUUGUCGUCAGGAAACGUAAUGAUGGUGUUGGAGUCGUGCUUGGCCACGCAGUCGUGGGUGAACAGGGAAUACAGGAGGGUACUAAGCACACACCUCUGAGGUGCCCCGUGUUGAGGAUCAGUGUGGCAAAUGUGUUGUUGCCUACCCUUACCACCUGGGGGGUGCCCGUCAGGAAGUCGAGGAUCCAGUUGCAGAGGGAGGUGUUUAGUCCCAGGGUCCUUAGCUUAGUGAUGAGCUUUGUGGGCACUAUGGUGUUGAACGCUGAGCUGUAGUCAAUGAACAGCAUUCUCACAUAGAUGUUCCUUUUGUCCAGGUGGGAAAGGACAGUGUGGAGUGCAAUUGAGAUUGUGUCAUCUGUGAACCUGCGGUAUGUGAAUUGGAGUGGGUCUAGGGUUUCCGGGAUGAUGGUGUUAAUGUGAGCCAUGACCAGCCUUUCAAAGCAAUUCAUGGCUACAGACGUGAGUGCUAUGGGGCAGUAGUCAUUUAGGCAGGUUAUCUUGCCGUUCUUGGGCACAGGGACUAUGGUGGUCUGCUUGAAACAUGUAGGUAUUACAGAUUUGGUCAGGGAGAGGUUGAAAAUGUCAGUGAAGACACUUGCCACUGGCCAGUUGUCUGAGCAUGCUCUGAGUACACAUCCUGGUAAUCCACCUUGUGAAUGUUGACCUGUUUGAAGGUCUUGCUCACAUCGGCUACGGAGAGCGUGAUCACACAGUCAUCCGGAACAUCUGGUGCUCUCAUGCAUGCUUCAGUGUUGCUUGCCUCGAAGCGAGCAUAAAAGGCAUUUAGCCCGUCUGGUAGGCUUGCGUCACUGAGCAGCUCGCGGCUGGGUUUCCCUUUGUAGUUCAUAAUAGUUUGCUAGACCUGCCACAUCCGACGAGUGUCAGAGCCGGUGUAUUAGGAUUCAAUCUUAGUCCUGUAUUGACGCUUUGCCUGUUUGAUGGUUUGUCUGAGGGCAUAGCGGGAUUUCUUAUAAGCGUCCGGAUUAGUGUCCCGCUCCUUGAAAGUGGCAGCUCUAGCCUUUAGCUCGGUGCGGAUGUUGCCUGUAAUCCAUGGAUUCUGGUUGGGAUAUGUAAGUGCGGUCACUGUGGAGACGACGUCGUCGAUGCACUUAUUGAUGAAGCCGGUGACUGAUGUGGUGUACUCCUCGACGCCAUCGGAUGAAUCCCGGAACAUAUUCCAGUCUGUGCUAGCAAAACAGUCCUGUAGCGUAGCAUCCACGUCAUCUGACCACUGCCGUAUAGAGCGAGUCACUAGUAUUUCCUGCUUUAGUUUUUGCUUGUAAGCAGGAAUCAGGAGGAUAGAAUUAUGGUCAGAUUUGCCAAAUGGAGGGCGAGGGAGAGCUUUGUAAGCGUCUCUUUGUGUGGAGUAAAGGUGGUAUAGAGUAUUUUUUCCUCUGCUUGCACAUGACAUGCUGGUAGAAAUGAGGUAAAACUGAUUUAAGUUUUCCUGCAUUAAAGCAUUUUCUUGUUUGCUUAUGGCCUUAUACAGCUCGUUGAGUGCGGUUUUUGGUGGUAAAUAGACAGAUAACUCUCAUUAGCGUCAAAGGAUCCUGUCCAUGGAAACUAUUUUUUCAGCCUGGUAUUGUUCCCAGGCACAAAUGAGGGUCUCUCUUCCCGGCUAUACAUGUCAAUACUCUAUAGCGAGGACUGAAUCAAAAUGCCACCAUGGAGGGCAAAAGCCUCAGUUCCCUGUGGAUUCUUUUUAGCCUCUUCGUAAUGGAUCGGAGAUAUUGCCUCAAAGUUCCCAAUGAUUUGGCAGGCCCACACAGUCUGUCUGAAUGCAAUUAACAUCACUGUUAAUGCUGCAUACAGAGUGAGUGGAAAAAUGUUCUUGGAAACUCUGAAUUUGUCAGCCAGGAAGUAAGUGGGUUUAUGUUGGUUGGUACUGUUCAUUUGGAUAGCUGCUCUGCUGCCACACAGGAAACAGAAAAAUAUUGAGAUGGAAAAAUAAAGAAAAGUGAAACACUGUUUUCUUAUUGAGCUUUUUAUGAAUUGCAAGACUUGUUGCGUGACUGUGGAGAGAGAGGCUUGUUUUGACCCUGGAGUUGACUGGUGAAGUGAUGGAGUUUUGUCCUGAGGCAGCCCCAGCCCGGGCUCUGUGUCUCUAUGUCUACCAUGGCAGCCAGGAGGGAGAGAAAACGCCAGGGGCUGACUGA